Molecule: messenger RNA, 1557 nt
Organism: Penicillium griseofulvum
Lineage: Eukaryota; Fungi; Ascomycota; Eurotiomycetes; Eurotiales; Aspergillaceae
Product: FAD-binding oxidoreductase
Exons: 4
Coding region: 1-1557 (518 amino acids)
Molecular function (GO): FAD binding
Source: RefSeq, a predicted model, not a curated record
AUGGCUAGGGUUGCCUCGAUAAUGAUAUUAGGAGUCCUUAUGGCUGUGUGGGCUACAGCCACCGCAACUUCCAGCCCAUCUCGGUCCUCGGCUGCUGCUCUCUCCUCGCUGGGGGUUUCUCUCCCGCCUGGCGAGGUUCUCGUCGGAAAUGCCGGGUAUACCUGUAGCCUCUUGAGUCGUGUCUUUCCCAAGAAUGAGACAUUUACAGACACCUCACCCUACUAUGACGUUUUGAUUGACGAAGCCUGGUCACAGAAUUGCCGAUUGAAUGCGUCCUGCGUUGUGACGCCUGACUCCGCCCAUGAGGUCUCGCGCCUAUUGCAAAUCCUCAGUAUUCUGGACACCAAGUUUGCCAUUCGGUCCGGUGGACACAAUACUAACCCGGGAUUCAGUUCGAUCGAUCACAACGGAGUCCUAAUCGCUCUUGAGAAGUUGAACACCAUUUCCAUAAGUUCUGACCGUGGAACUGUCACUGUCGGGCCUGGUAAUAAAUGGGAGUCCGUAUAUAAUUACCUCCAGCCAUAUAAUGUCACAGUCUUGGGUGGCCGUGCAGCGGUUGUAGGCGUUGGCGGGUACAUCCUCGGUGGUGGCACUUUCUACAACACCCAUGGGUUGGCUAUUGACAGCGUCACUCGAUUCCAAGUGGUCCUUCCCAAUGGAAAUAUUGUCAAUGCUACCGCAACCGAGCAUGCCGAUCUAUAUAAAGGCCUGAAGGGAGGUCUAAGCAACUUCGGUAUUGUGACUGAAUAUGACCUCACUACAAACACCGGCAUCGAUGUCUUGUACCACAUAAACACCUAUACUAUCGCCAACACACCUGCCGUGUUUGCGGCCUACGCGACAUAUCUUUUGGAUGCAGAUAUCAACAGCAACAUAGAGAUCCAGGCGAACCCCAACUUCACCUUGGUCUUCUUCGGCUAUCUUGGCCAUGUAUCCACGCCCGCAGCCUUUGACCGAUUCUCUGACAUACCUGUGGCCUCUACGAUGUACCCACCGACAAAUGGCUCACUCAGCGACCUUCUCCUCACCAUUGGCUCUGCCGGACUCACUUCCGAGGGCGUAUCCUACGGCGGUACUUUUACAUUUAAGGUGACAGGGCCGACCUUUCUACAGGACACGUACUCGAACUAUCUAGAGGCUGCUGCCUCUCUGACCUCGGGGGUAGUACUAUCUUAUGUGCCUCAAGGUGUCAUUCCGAACUUGGUGACCCAAGGCAAGUCACAAAAUGGAGGAAAUUUGCUAGGUCUGGAGGCCACACCUCAACUAUUGUCAUAUUCAGGGGUGAAUAUAUUCGCCCAAUUCCCAGUGACAGUCAACCAAAAGGUGGUAAUGCGUGCGGUAGACACACUGCUAGCCAGCCUCACCUCCAGUGCAAAAUCUCGGGGUCUUUUCCUCCCUUACAUUUUCGUCAACGACGCAGGUCCCAGCCAGAAGCCGCUGCAAUCUCUUGGGGAAAGGAAUAUCAAUUACAUUGACACAGUAGCAAAACGGUAUGACCCCGAAGGAGUCAUGCAAAAGCUACAGAACCAGGCAUACUUUGUUUCGAAGGAGUUAUGA